This is a messenger RNA of Sphaeramia orbicularis (orbiculate cardinalfish), 4308 nucleotides long. RefSeq names its product drosha ribonuclease III (gene drosha). Lineage: Eukaryota; Metazoa; Chordata; Actinopteri; Kurtiformes; Apogonidae. Gene Ontology annotation, biological process: rRNA processing; primary miRNA processing; pre-miRNA processing. The record is from RefSeq and is a predicted model, not a curated record. Gene Ontology annotation, molecular function: RNA binding; ribonuclease III activity. Gene Ontology annotation, cellular component: nucleus; microprocessor complex. Bases 1 to 4056 code for a protein of 1351 amino acids. The transcript has 31 exons.
AUGUCCUUCCAUCAGGAUCGUGGAGGUCCCAGGGGGGGGAUGCCCCCAGGCCAGCAUAGCUCCCCUCAAAACUAUCGACCCACCAACCUGAGGCCCCCCCCUCCUCAGCCUCCAGUUCCACCGUACCACUAUGACCCACAGGCUUCUGCCAGUUCAGGUUACCAUGGAAACAACAGCUACAUGCCACCACACUCUGAUUUCAUGCAAUACCCCCCUCCAGCACCCUCCCAGUCUCCCGGUUCCCUUAACCCAUGCCCAGUGCGCCCGCCUUUCCCCAAGCCCCCGGUCCGACAGGGCUUCCCUGAACCUCCACCCAACUUCCCACCUCCUCCUUUACCCAAUUCUGCAGGUGGUGGUCCCGCACCAGGGUCACAAGUACCUGCUCAAAAUGCGUACCAUCCCUACAUGAUGCCCCCUGUUCCCCCGCCACCACUACCACACCCAUCUAUGCCUCCACCUAUGGCGUCUCAGUCCAUGAGCUACCACCCUCCUUACUCUAUGAACUACCCCCACCCUCCUCACCCUCCUUUCCCUCCUCCCCCCUUCAACCCUGGCUACACCCAGAACCCCAACUCGCUCAAACCAGACCACAGUUUCAGGCAUGGCGGUCAGUACAAGUACGAGAAGCCUCUGGACAGCAGGAGGUCUCCCGAAAGAGGCUACCGCCAUGAUGACCACCGGCAGAAGAGCUAUGGCUACGGUAGCCACGGUGACAGGCAUAAAAUGGAAUUUCCUGGAGAGAGGAAGGAGCGAGGGAGGAGUCCAGACAGACGGGGCAGACCAGACGGUGGGCGGUACAGGUCUGAAUACGACAGAGGCCGAACUCCACCGAGGCACAGGAGCAGAGAACGCAGCAGGGAGAGGUAUCGUCACAGAGAGAGUCGGAGAUCACAGUCGCCCGACCGACACAGAAAGAGGCCACGGAGCCGGUCCACAAGUCGUGACAGGAAACGUGGCCGAUGGGAAGAUGAGAGGGAGCGGAGGUCAGAGGGUUCAUCAAGCGUCAGCAGGGAGCGGAGCUACUCGUCCGUCAGAAGUCGAGACCCCGAGGAGGCCUUUGCGGACCGGGACCGAGAACGGGACCGAGAUCGGGAGAGGGAGAAAGAGAAGGAGAAGGGUGAUGAUGAGAAAGAGGAGGAAGAACUGCUGAAACCGGCCUGGAUCCGCUGCACACAUGCUGAGAACUACUACUCCAACGACCCCAUGGACCAAGUGGGAGACUCUACUGUCGUGGGGACGAGUAAACUGCGAGAUUUGUAUGAGCGCUUCGAGGAAGAGCUGGGGAAGAGACAGGAGCGAGCCAAAGAUGCCCGACCGAAGUGGGAGCCCCCCAAGACCAAACUGGAUGAGGAUCCAGAUGACAGCAGCAGUGAGUCAGACUGUGACUCAGACGGCGAAGGAAGCACCUGCUCCAGCAGCUCCGACUCAGAAGUGUUUGAUGUGAUAGCAGAGAUCAAGAGGAAGAAAGCCCACCCCGACCGGCUGCAUGAGGAGCUGUGGUACAACGACCCCGGACAGAUGAAUGAUGGUCCCCUGUGUAAGUGCAGUGCCAAGGCCAGACGUACAGGGAUCCGCCACAGCAUCUACCCAGGGGAGGAGCCAGUGAAACAGUGUCGUUUGAUGAACAACAACGCAGGAAAGCUGUUCCACUACAGGAUUACAGUGUCUCCUCCCACCAACUUCUUGACUGACAGGCCAACGGUGAUCGAGUACGACGACCACGAGUAUCUGUUCGAAGGCUUCUCCCUUUUCUCCCACACUCCCCUCACAAACAUUCCAUUGUGCCGUGUGAUCCGCUUCAACAUAGAUUACACCAUUCACUUCAUAGAGGAGAUGACACCGGAGAACUACUGCGUACAAGGUCUGGAGCUGUUCGCCUCCUACCUGUUCCAGGAUAUUCUCGAACUGUAUGAUUGGAACCUGGCAGGUCCUGAGGUUGAAGACGACGCCUCUGGGUGCCAGCGGUUCCAUUUCAUGCCCCGUUUUGUCCGUUUUUUGCCUGAUGGUGGGAAGGAGGUGUUGUCCAUGCAUCAGGUGCUGCUCUACCUGCUGCGUAGUAGCAAACCCCUCGUCCCUGAGGAGGAGAUCGCAGACAUGCUGCAGUGGGAGGAGCUGGAGUGGCAGAAAUAUGCAGAGGAGUGCAAGGGCAUGAUCGUCACCAACCCGGGCAUGAAACCGAGCUCGGUACGAAUCGACCAACUUGACAGGGAGCAGUUCAACCCGGAGGUCAUCACCUUCCCCAUCAUUGUUCAUUUUGGGAUCCGGCCCGCCCAGCUCAGCUACGCCGGAGACCCUCAAUACCAGAAGCUGUGGAAGAGCUACGUGAAACUACGCCACCUGCUGGCCAACAGCCCCAAGGUCAAGCAGAUUGACAAGCAGAAGCUGACUCAGAGAGAGGAAGCUCUUCAGAAGAUCCGUCAGAAGAACACCAUGCGCCGUGAGGUGACAGUGGAGCUCAGCAGUCAGGGCUUCUGGAAGACUGGUAUCCGCUCCGAUGUCUGUCAGCAUGCCAUGAUGCUGCCUGUUCUCACCCAUCAUAUCCGGUACCACCAGUGUCUGAUGCACCUGGAUAAGCUUAUUGGCUAUGUCUUCAAGGAGCGCUGCCUCCUUCAGCUGGCCAUGACUCACCCCAGUCACCACCUCAACUUCGGCAUGAAUCCGGAUCACGCCCGUAACUCUCUCUCCAACUGCGGCAUCCGACAACCUAAGUACGGGGAUAGAAAAGUGCACCACAUGUACAUGAGGAAAAAAGGAAUCAACACAUUGAUUAACAUCAUGUCUCGCCUGGGCCAGGAUGACCCCUCGCCUUCCAGGAUCAAUCACAAUGAGCGACUGGAGUUCCUGGGUGAUGCCGUCGUCGAGUUCCUCACCAGUGUCCACUUAUAUUACCUGUUCCCCAGCUUAGAGGAGGGCGGCCUGGCCACCUACAGAACAGCCAUCGUACAGAACCAGCAUUUAGCCAUGCUCGCCAAGAAACUGGAGUUAGAUCGCUUCAUGCUCUACGCUCACGGACCUGAUCUGUGCCGCGAGUCGGACCUGCGACACGCCAUGGCCAACUGCUUUGAGGCUCUUAUCGGUGCCGUGUACUUGGAGGGGGGAUUAGAAGAGGCCCGGCAGCUCUUUGGUAGACUACUUUUCAACACCGAGGACCUUCGGGAGGUCUGGCUCAACUACCCACUACACCCCCUGCAGGUCCAGGAGCCGCAGACUGACAGGCAGCUGAUUGAGACAUCUCCAGUCCUCCAAAAACUGACCAGCUUUGAGGAGACUAUCGGAGUUUUGUUCACACAUGUGCGUCUUCUCGCCAGAGCUUUCACCUUGAGGACUGUGGGCUUCAAUCACCUCACCCUGGGCCACAACCAGCGCAUGGAGUUCCUGGGAGACUCGAUAAUGCAGCUAGUAGCCACAGAGUACCUCUUCAUCCACUUCCCUGACCACCAUGAAGGACAUUUAACACUUCUUCGCAGUUCGCUGGUCAACAACCGCACGCAGGCCAAAGUGGCCGAGGAGCUGGGCAUGCAGGAAUUCGCCAUCACCAACGACAAAACCAAGCGACCCGUCGCCUUACGGACCAAGACUCUGGCUGACCUUUUAGAGUCUUUCAUCGCAGCCCUCUACAUUGAUAAAGAUCUGGAGUUUGUGCACACCUUCAUGAACGUCUGCUUUUUCCCCCGGUUGAAGGAGUUCAUUCUGAACCAGGACUGGAAUGACCCCAAGUCUCAGCUGCAGCAGUGCUGUUUGACCCUGAGAACGGAGGGCAAAGAGCCCGAUAUCCCACUGUACAAGACCCUGCAGACAGUGGGGCCAUCACACGCCCGAACCUACACCGUGGCCGUGUAUUUCAAAGGGGAGCGAAUCGGCUGUGGCAAAGGCCCAAGCAUCCAACAGGCGGAAAUGGGAGCUGCGAUGGAUGCGCUCGAGAAAUAUAACUUCCCACAGAUGGCUCAUCAGAAGCGCUUCAUCGAGCGGAAAUACAGACAGGAGCUGAAGGAGAUGAGACGAGAGCGCGAGCGGCAGGAGAAGGAGACUGACGAGGCCGACGAAUCCAGGAAGUGACAGCGCGUUUUUUUUUUUGUUUUUUUUUUUUUUUCCCGGGCCAAUCGGACCGCGCGUCCACGCCGAGGAACCUGUCUGCAGACGCACCAGCCAAUCGGGAGGAAACAAAGAUGGAUCGCACGGAGUUGGGAUGAUUGACUGCUUGUUAAGUUGUCCACGAACACUAGUGGGACACUGGGGAACACACGUGACCUUUAACCUGCAGAUUUGAGGGUUAGAUUUGUUUUCAUCCACCAUUUCUACCGCUGUAAU